GGGGCUGAACCCCAGAUGUUUCUCACCCCUUUCCUCUCGUGCUUGGCGGGACCCAGGGAGGCAACGGAGUCUUCAAACGGGCCCAGAGGUGACGUCAAAAAACCACAGAGAGAGGAAAAACAGCAGGUUCCUGUCCGGGCCCCCUCCCUCGCCUGCUCCGGGCCGGGCAGCGGAGGCGGCGGAGCCCCCGGAGCCUCCCGUGCCCCCAUCCCGCCAGCGGAGCCCAUGGCAACCCGGCUGCCCAUCCUGUGCCUCCUGCUGGGAAUGUGGGCUGUCCCUGACCAUGGAGGAGCCAUCUGGAUCCCUGCAAGACCUAUCCUGAGACUCACCAGAGGCGGCUGCCGCUGCACUGGGAUACUGGAGGUGAACUUGGAAAAUCAAUGGAGACCGAUUUGCUGGGAGAGCGUGAGCGUGAGUGACCUGCACUGGGUCUGCCAGCAGCUGGAGUGCGGCCCCCUGACCUCUGAGCCCUUGGAGCUCAUCAUUCCUGGUGGGAAAGGGCCACAGAGUCAGCCCACGAGGUGCAGACACUCACUGGGAUGCCACUGGGAGCUGGAAAACUGCACUGAGCACGUCAUUGUUGCCUGUAGAGAGCCAGUGAAAACCACUCCCAAGCCCCCACCGACACCCCCGGCCACCACCCUGGAGCCCACGGGACCCCCCAGGCUGCGGCUGGUGGACGGGAAUUUCAGCUGCUCCGGCUUCCUGGAGCUGCACAAGCAGGGGCUGUGGGGGGCCGUGGCGAGCAUCCCGCACAGCUGGACACAUCUGGUCACCGCCAUCUGCCGGGAAUUGCGCUGUGGCACUGCUGGGAGCAGCCACGGCGAGCCGGACCCAGGGAUCCACCUGCCGGUGCGGUGGGAGGCGGUGGAUUCCUGCGGGAGCCGCUCCCUGCUGGACUGCUUCAACAGGACCAGCUCCCGGGGGAAAGCGCCCGCCUUCAUCACCUGCUCGGGUUCCCAGCCGCGGGCUCUGCGGAGGCUGGCAGCCGGCCCCACUCCAUGCGAAGGGGACAUCCAGGUAUUCCAUGCGGGACAGUGGUGGGAUCUGUGUGACUCUGGAGCAGCACAGCGAGGAAAGCGUGGCCAGCAGAUCUGCCGGGAGCUGGGCUGCGGGAAUCUCACUUCCAGCACGGAAAUCCGGGGGCCUCCCUCGAUGGGAGUCACCUGUGGGUUGGAGCCCCUGCACCUCUGCCAGCCCAAACUUGGGAAUAUCCGGAGCUGCUCCCAGACCAGAGUUGUGUGCCAGGACUCAAAGCCGCUUCCCACUGGAACUUCUGCUGGAACCAUCGUGAGCAUCUGCCUGGCCCUGCUGCUUUUCCUCAUCCUUUUCCUGAUCUGUGGCCCUCCCGCCUAUCGGAAGCUGAUGAAGAGAAUUUCCAAGAAGAAGCAGCGCCAGUGGAUCGGCCCCACGGGACUCAACCAGACGGUGUCUUUCCACCGCUCCAGCACUGCUCCAAGGCCUCGGGGACAGGGAGGGGACAACGACUACGCUCAGCCCCCCAAAAAGAGCUCCCAGCUCUCUGCUUACCCAGCUCUGGAAGCAGCGUGCCAGCGCUCCAACCCUCCGGAUAACUCCUCAGACAGCGACUACGACCUGCACUCCGCCCGCAGGUUGUGAUUCCCUGCUUCCCAAAGGAGCUGAUCCCACCUCCCACCUCAGCUUUGGGGGCAUCCCAGCACUCCAGCACCCUUCCAGGAGCAUUUCCCAGCCUCCUCAUGGGAGAAAAGGAGGUUUUUGGUUUUUUUUUUUAAGCUAUUUAUAGGAAUUUAAGAGCUGGGGGGAGGUGCAAGGAGACCUUUGGAAUAGUGGGAUCACCAGCUUCUCCAAACCAGGGUAAAGAGUUGGGAUGAUGGAUAAAGGAUAAGGAUGCAAGGGCGGGAAUACUGAGUCUGAGAUAUUUAAUAACCAAUACCUGUAAUAAAAUUGGGGUUUUGUACUAAUUACAUCUCGUCCUCUUCCUUCCAUUAUCCCAAGGUGAUCCCAAACUCCCAUCAGCAGGGAAAAGCGGGACAGGGAAACACCUUUUUCCCUGGUUUUUAUCCCAGGGAUAAAUGCAAGAAAAGCAGGAACUGAAGCAGGCUUGAAGAUGGUUCUGGGA
Messenger RNA from Taeniopygia guttata (zebra finch), 2101 nucleotides. It is a transcript of the gene CD5, whose product is annotated as CD5 molecule. Gene Ontology annotation, cellular component: plasma membrane. NCBI's taxonomy places the organism in Eukaryota, Metazoa, Chordata, Aves, Passeriformes, Estrildidae. The record is from RefSeq and is a predicted model, not a curated record. Gene Ontology annotation, biological process: T cell costimulation.